Pogona vitticeps (central bearded dragon) is the source of this 429-nucleotide messenger RNA. Lineage: Eukaryota; Metazoa; Chordata; Lepidosauria; Squamata; Agamidae. The record is from RefSeq and is a predicted model, not a curated record.
UACGCCUUCUUGUGCCCAGUGGCUAGUGUGGCCAACCGGAUGGCUGAAGCCGGAAGCCCCGUUUUUGCCUACAUCUUCACCCAUCGUCCUGCCUUCAUAGUUGCACCCGACUGGAUUGGGGUACCCCACUGUGCCGAGCUGCCUUAUUUGUUUGUUUCCAUCCUGUCUACGCUGGAUGGCAAUGCCACCAACUCGGAUGAGGAAGAGAUUCUCAGCCAAAGGGUUAUGCAAUAUUGGGGGCAGUUUGUAAGAACUGGGUCUCCUGAUGGGGGAAGUGGCAAAGAGUGGCCUCUUUACACAGGCCAGAACUUCUUUCGCAUUGGCACAGAACAGGAUCAGACUGAAGAAACAUCACCCACCUUCUACUGUGACUUUUGGAAGUUGCUGAACACCAUCUCCCAAGACUCCCUGAUCUGUCUCAGCUUCUAA